GUGACCCACACAAUGGCUGAAAGCCUACUCCAGGCUUCCCGGCAACGCCGAAUGAAAGCCAUGACCGCCGCCGCCGGUGCGGCGGGACGAGCCGUAAUUCUCCUGCUGCUGUGCGCCCUGCUGGCGCCCGGCGGCGCGUACGUGCUCGAUGAUUCCGAUGGGCUGGGCCGGGAGUUCGACGGCGUCGGCGCGGUCAGCGGCGGCGGGGCAACUUCCCGACUUCUAGUGAAUUACCCAGAGCCUUAUCGUUCUCAAAUAUUGGAUUAUCUCUUUAAGCCAAACUUCGGUGCUUCUUUGCAUAUUCUAAAAGUCGAAAUAGGUGGUGAUGGGCAGACAACAGAUGGCACCGAGCCGUCCCACAUGCACUAUGCAUUAGAUGAGAAUUAUUUCCGAGGAUAUGAGUGGUGGUUGAUGAAGGAAGCUAAGAAGCGGAAUCCUAAUAUUACACUCAUGGGGUUGCCAUGGUCAUUCCCUGGAUGGCUGGGAAACGGUUUCAACUGGCCUUAUGAAAACCUGCAGCUGACUGCCUACUACGUCAUAACGUGGAUUGUGGGUGCUAAGCAUUAUCAUGAUUUGGACAUUGAUUAUAUCGGGAUUUGGAAUGAGAGGUCAUUUAACAUCAAUUAUAUCAAGGUUUUAAGACAAAUGCUGGACUAUCAAGGUCUCCAACAUGUGAAAAUCAUAGCGAGUGAUAAUCUCUGGGAGCCCAUUUCUGCUUCUAUGCUGCUUGAUUCCGAGCUCUGGAAGGUGAUUGAUGUUAUCGGAGCUCAUUAUCCUGGGACCUAUACAGUAAAGGAUGCAAAAUUGACUAAGAAGAAGCUUUGGUCUUCUGAAGAUUUUAGCACUUUCAAUAAUGAUGUGGGUGCAGGCUGCUGGGGUCGCAUAUUGAAUCAGAAUUAUAUCAACGGCAAUAUGACUUCAACAAUCGCUUGGAAUUUGGUGGCUAGUUACUACGAACAGUUGCCAUAUGGGCGCUGUGGACUGAUGACUGCUCAGGAGCCAUGGAGUGGGCAUUACGUGGUAGAGUCUCCUAUCUGGGUAUCAGCUCAUACCACUCAGUUCACUCAACCAGGUUGGUAUUACCUGAAGACAGUUGGCCAUUUAGAGAAAGGAGGAAGCUACGUAGCUCUGACUGAUGGCUUAGGUAACCUUACCAUCAUCAUUGAAACUAUGAGCCAUACACAUUCUAAAUGUAUACGGCCACUUCUUCCUUAUUUCAAUGUGUCACACCAAUUUGCUACCUUCGUCCUUAAGGGUUCUUUUAGUAAAAUACCAGAGCUACAGGUGUGGCAUACCAAGCUUGGAAAAUCAUCUGAGAGAUUUCUUUUUAAACAACUGGAUUCUCUAUGGCUCCUGGACAGCAAUGGCAGUUUCACCCUUGAACUGCAAGAGGACGAGCUAUUCACACUCACGACGCUCACCAGUGGUAGCAAAGGCAGCUAUCCCCUGCCUCCCAAGUCCCAGCCCUUCCCACGUAUCUAUAAAGAAGAUUUCAAUGUCGAUUACCCGUUUUUUAGUGAAGCUCCUAAUUUUGCUGAUCAGACUGGCGUGUUUGAAUACUUCAUGAACUCCGAAGACCCUGGAGAGCACCGCUUCACACUCCGCCAAGUUCUCAAUCAGCGCCCCAUUACCUGGGCUGCCGACGCGGCCAGCACGAUCAGUGUUAUAGGAGAUUACAAAUGGUCCAAUGUGAGGAUCGAGUGUGAUGUUUACAUAGAGACCCCUGAAAACGGAGGUGUGUUCAUUGCCGGAAGAGUAAAUAAAGGUGGUAUAUGGAUUAGAAGUGCCAGAGGCGUUUUCUUCUGGAUUUUUGCAAAUGGCACCUACCGAGUUACAGGUGAUCUAGCUGGAUGGAUCAUCUAUGCUUUAGGAAAAGCUGAAAUUACAGCACAGGAAUGGUAUACACUCACUUUAACUAUUAACGAUCAUUUCUCCUCUGGCAUGUUGAAUGGCAAGCCUCUCUGGACCAACGUCCGUGUGAAUUUCCCGAAGAAUGGCUGGGCCGCGAUUGGAACCCACUCCUUUGAAUUCGCACAGUUUGACAACUUCCAUGUGGAAGCCCACCCUGAUAUGCACAGAGCACCAUAAGACGCUCUUUGGAUUUUCCUUCUUUUGGGUUUUGGUUCAGAGCCAAUUCUUGUUUCGAUGGAUCACUACGUGAGCUGUUUGGAGGCUAAAAAUAAUGAAGAACAAAUGGGGAGAAAAACAACACAUUUUUGCUUGAUCCUGUGGGAGAUUUUUUUUUUUUUAGAACUAAUUCCAAGGGGAAACAGGUGAGUCUUUGAUGUCCCCUAGCAUUCACACUGUGCACUGGUCCGUCCUUAGGGUGGUCCAGACCGCGAAGCCUGUGUUAAUGCUGGGUGUAGCUCUCGCCGUCUUAUUUGCAAGUGAUCAUGCAGAUGCAAAUAACGCGGCAUCACAGAGAUGCGUGUAUUAAUGCUGACGUGUGUCUAAGUGAGCUGAUUACAUUCUCGUCUUCACGUCAUGCUGCUGUACCAGGAAGCUGAGGAACACUGGAAGUGCUGCUUUUUGAAAACCACUUCAACAUGUUAUUCUAAAAAUACAUUCUAAAAAGUAUUUUUUCUUUUCCUUUUUAAGAUGAUGCUUUUGAACUAUAGAUAUGAUGAGUGGGAUGAUUUGAAAAAAUGCCUCAUUCAUAAACUACCUCUAAAGCUAUGUCUGCAAUAAUAAAUACUAGCAGAUUAAUUGGGCUGUCUGCAUUUUUAAAUUGUUUUGGAUGCAAUUUUUAGUAUUAUAAUCCUUCUAACUCUCUAUGAACAUUCACCCGGGUGGCUGGAAGAAGAAAAUCCCAUAUAGCCAAUGCUGUAAGUAGAUCUAAAGAUGAAAUGAUAGCAAUUUUCUUGUCUCAUUUUAUUUUACCUUUCAUGGUCUGUCUUCUCGUAUGUCACUGGUAACAGACUAAAAUAGCUAAUGAAUUCUUUUAUCUCCUUGUACGUGGAAGAAGGGGAACACUUAGCUAUUUACUAGUUCAUAGAAUUGGAUCAUCUAGUAUUUGGUUUGGUUAGAUGCAUUUAUUUCAUUAAACUACAAAUAUAUUUAAGUAUGGGUGAGCAUAUUUCUCAUGCAGUAUAAUUUAUGUUUAAGAAUUAGAGUACCUCCUAGAAACAACUCGAUGAUUCCUGUGGAUAAAGUAAAUUCUGGAAUUCUUUAUAAUGAAAGUUUAAAACUUCAAUGAACUAAUUCUUCAAUUUUGGAAUUUGUAAUGGUUUAACAUAGGCUAAACUGGUAUGAAGUUUUGUAUUGCUAUUAAACGCUAGAAAGUAAAUAUUAAAAUAAAUUAGAUUACAGAGAAAAAUUUUAAAUUAAAACCAAGUCUGAGUGAUUUCCAGUUCAGACCCCUACAUAUAUAUAUUUUUAAAUUAACUUUCCUGAAAUAUAAUUUACAACAAUAAAGUGUUCUCAUUUUAAGUAUACAGUUCAAUGAGUCUUGAUAAGUGGAUACAUCCAUGUAACCAACACUCCAACCAAGAUAUCAAAAAAAAUUUUUUCCAUCACUC
Rhinolophus ferrumequinum (greater horseshoe bat) is the source of this 3518-nucleotide messenger RNA. It is a transcript of the gene GALC, whose product is annotated as galactosylceramidase. The transcript is spliced from 17 exons. NCBI's taxonomy places the organism in Eukaryota, Metazoa, Chordata, Mammalia, Chiroptera, Rhinolophidae. Gene Ontology annotation, molecular function: galactosylceramidase activity. The coding region runs from base 13 to 2088 and encodes 691 amino acids. The record is from RefSeq and is a predicted model, not a curated record. Gene Ontology annotation, biological process: galactosylceramide catabolic process. Gene Ontology annotation, cellular component: lysosome.